Messenger RNA from Megalobrama amblycephala (Wuchang bream), 1961 nucleotides. It is a transcript of the gene ctdspla, whose product is annotated as CTD (carboxy-terminal domain, RNA polymerase II, polypeptide A) small phosphatase-like a. Gene Ontology annotation, molecular function: RNA polymerase II CTD heptapeptide repeat phosphatase activity. The coding region runs from base 344 to 1174 and encodes 276 amino acids. NCBI's taxonomy places the organism in Eukaryota, Metazoa, Chordata, Actinopteri, Cypriniformes, Xenocyprididae. The record is from RefSeq and is a predicted model, not a curated record. The transcript is spliced from 8 exons.
CACACACAGAGAGAGAGAGAGAGAGAGAAGAGGAGAGAAAGAGCGGCUGCAGAUUCAGACUCUUUGUUAUUACACAAUCUGUCACUGGUCUCCAAAGACCCCAUUUUACACGAGGGCUGAAAUGUCGCCUAUCCCCGUCAUCUGACAGGAGUAUCUCUUCUCGCACCGAUCGCCGUAUGAUCAUGAAGUGUGUGUUGUAUGUUUAUUUGGAUGCGGUGGUGUAAGAUCGUGUGCGGUGUAUGGUGCGUCUGCCAUCUGGACUCACUCCGCUAGCUCGCUAGCAUCAGGCUAGCUGAAAAUUAUCAAAACAUAAGUGACUGAGGAGGAAUAAAAUCCCGUUUCCAUGGACAACACGUCCAUCAUUACCCAGGUAGCAAAUCCAAAGGAGGAAGAGAUCCUUUCUUCUUGUCAAGAAAAAGUCUCCCAGUCCAACAGCAGUUUAAAGAAACACAGGAACAGAAGUAUCUUUAGUCCCUUCUUCUGCUGUUUCCGGGACUAUAAUGCAGAACCACCAGCCACCAACAACAAGACCUGCUCCCUCCCUCCACCUGCCGAGGAGAACAGCAGCCCUCCAAAGUGUGAUCAGGUCCAGGUCAUCCCUAUUCCCAGUCCUCCAGCCAAAUACCUCUUGCCUGAGGUCAGCAUUAAUGACUACGGCAAGAACUGUGUGGUCAUUGAUCUGGACGAGACCCUUGUGCACAGCUCCUUCAAGCCCAUCAGCAACGCAGACUUUAUAGUCCCUGUGGAGAUUGACGGAACAGUUCAUCAGGUCUACGUGCUGAAGAGGCCUCAUGUGGAUGAGUUUCUGCAGAAAAUGGGCGAACUGUUUGAAUGUGUUCUUUUUACAGCCAGCCUGGCUAAGUACGCUGACCCUGUAGCAGACCUGUUGGACCAGUGGGGUGUGUUCAGGGCACGGCUCUUCAGGGAAUCCUGCGUGUUCCACCGGGGGAACUACGUCAAAGACCUCAGCCGACUGGGCCGGGAGCUCAACAAAGUCAUCAUAGUGGACAACUCACCUGCCUCCUACAUCUUCCAUCCAGAGAACGCUGUGCCGGUGCAGUCGUGGUUUGAUGACAUGACAGACACCGAGCUGCUGGAUUUACUGCCACUGUUUGAAGGCCUGAGCAGAGAGACGGACGUUUACGGUGUGUUACAGAGCCUGAGGACCAGGUAGCACACGGGUCCAACACUGCCUUGCAAACACAAACAAUUCCCUCCAUCCAUCUGGGGUCGAGCCAACGUUCAGCUCUGGCCUCUAGAGGACACCACUAACCCAACGAACGCUACUUUUCUCCCUCAAUGGACCAACGGCCAACAAUGUUCCUUGGCAAGCAAAUAUAUAUGCUCACUUUUGAUGCAGAAUGAAGCGUCAUUUUUUAAGAGUUUACUAUCCUUGAGUAUACUUACCAGGAAAAAAGAACAGAACGACAGCUAUUUUUCUGGACCGCCGUGAAAACACUUUGAACUUUUUUUCUGUUCAGACUAUGCAGACAGUCUUUUCCGUGACGUCAUCGGUAGUUCCAACAACUGUGAUUUAUUUUUUCUCGUUCUCGUACCAAACGAAGUGCCUUCUGACUGUUGUUUUUAUGAGGACACAAUUGAGUUUUUGUAUGCUGCAUAUUUACAAUUCAAAACCUUUAAACAAACACUUACUGUAAGACCAAGGCGAACAAUGAGUCUUUUAAAAUUCAUGAAGACUUUACGGUGACGGUCAGGUGUCUUCACUGGACUGAAUGGUAUUAUCAAGCAAAAGAUGAUGCCGUUAUUUUCUUGGGUUAAUUUAUGCCUUUGAAAAUAUAGCAUAUAAGCGUUGUGUUCAAAGGAAAUGUUUGCAUCUAUUACCCAACUGUGAUUUGAACUAAUAAUACAACAUAUAUUGUGGAAAAAAUCAGCAAUCCAAUACAUCAGGAUCUGAAAUUAAUAAUCAUCAUUAUCAAAAUAAAAGAUGCAAUCAGUAUAAA